AAGAAAGUCCCAAACAUAAACAAGCCACAUAAAUUGUGCUGAGUUAAACUAGAUAUUUCACAAAUCCUAAUUAACGUUGAGUAUCAAUGCUACUGCCCGAAAAAUGUCUGCGAUAUUCAACUCUAGAGAUAUUCUCUCUUACUGCCGUAUUUGUCUCAAACUUGUGAAAAAUGACCAUCAAUCAGUGCCAAUCACCGAAUCGGCGAAUGGGCUUACACUGUUGGAAUUGUUAAAAGACCUAGUUUACGAAUUGCCACAGGAAGACACGGUGGUCGGACACCUCUGUAAACCGUGUAGCGACAAGCUUCAAGAUCUGUAUAAUUUUCGUGCUCAAUGCAGUGAAGUCCACAAAUUCAUUUCCGCAGCUCAAGCUGCGAAUAAGUCUUACAGUGAAACUCCCCUAAUUGAAUUACUAGAGCACAGUGACUCGCAAGAUCUUCGGUUACACCUUUCCCGGUUAGGAAUUCUUUCUAAAAUUGAUGUCACUGCUGAAGAAUUCCUCGCGGAGAUAGGUUUUAUGAAGAAAGAGGUUGAAUUCGAGUCUGAAGAAUAUAAGGAAUUUAAAUUGGAAGAACCACCCGCCGACGAUUCUGAAGUGGAGGUGAAGUGUCCUCCUUCGGAAGAUGAGUUUAAUUCUGACUACAGUGACGACAGACCUCUGGCUGAGAUUAGUCGAAGUGCUCCUGAGCAAAAACAUGAUAUUCGGAAAUUCAGAAAAGAUGUACAAAAAAUCGGCAUUUGCCCUGUGAAAGACUGCCAGGAACAGCUAGGAGAACAACGAUACAUAGAUCACCUCAAACAGUACCACCGAUAUGGGUGCAAACAAUGCGGAUUAGUUUUAAGCUCGAAGUACACCAUGGGGAAACAUGUCACGAUGCAUGUAAACCUUCCAGCGACAGUUAAGUGCACAUUUUGCGAACGCAUGUUUCCGAAUGUGUAUAAAAUGCGUGCACAUGCAAAGGAGGUUCAUUUGCAGCGCGCUAACAACUACGAAUGUGACGAGUGUGGCCAAAAGUUUGAAAGUCGAAAACUAUUGACUGUACAUAGGCAAUUACAUGUUCCAGAAAAAUGCUCAGAAUGCGGUGUGAAAUGUGACCAUCCAAGCAAAUUGCUUUACCACAUUAAAAAGGAUCACCCUGAAAAGCUUCUGAGCUGUUUUCACUGCACACGAAGGUUUCUCAAGCAGUCUGUCCUCGAUCGUCACAUGCUUAGUCAUACAGAGAACACAAUGGACAGCCCAGAGGAUGCCUACGAUCUGCUUACGGUAAAAAUGAUUGCCACCUUCCCCUGUCACCAAUGUGAGAAAAAAUUCAUAACCGAAGCAUACCGUCUAGCCCACAUGUCCGUCCAUGAUCCCGCGAAACGGCCGAGAAAGGUAAUAAAAAAGCGCUCUAAAGAGGAACUUCAAAAGCUAGAGUACAAUUAUCAUUGCAAGCAAUGCGAUGCCUCGUAUCGUGUGCCAACAUCACUGGAGUCACACAUGAAGACACAUACGGCCUCACCGUUCGUUUGCGAUAUCUGUGGAGUAUUCUUGAAAACGAAAACAUAUCUCAAGCAACAUGUGAUCUAUCGUCACUCGAGAGAUUUCCGAUAUUCUUGUGACUUCUGUCCGAAGACAUGUGCGACCAGUUCGGACCUGCAGCGCCAUCGUCGGGUGCACACAAACGAGCGACCGUACAAGUGUGAUCGGUGUGAGGCUCGGUUCAAAACCAACGACGGAUACCGGAAGCAUAUGAGGUCCCACACGGGGGAGAAAAUUUAUCGUUGCGACCUGUGCGAUCGGAGCUUCAUGUGCCACGGUAGUUUGAAAACGCACAAAAUUUCGCACACCAAUGAGAAGGCAUUCAAGUGUUUCUAUUGUGAUCAGUUCUUCAAUGUGCCGAAGAAUCGACGGAGGCACAUAUUACGCGUCCACCCGGGACAAUCAACCAGUGGAGAACCAGAUUGAGAAGAUUAUAACGGGCAAGGCUCGUCCGAUUUUUAUGAAAUUACUAGCUGACCUGGCAAACUUCGUCCCGUCCAAAAAAUAUUUUUCGUUAUCACAUCCACGUUUUCUUACUAACAACCGCAGAAUUGUACAUUGAUUGAUCUUCUAAUCUACCCUUUAAAAUUACCUUUUACUAUAAAAUUACUAGUACUUCUACCAAAACUCGUCAUUAUAAUAUCAGAUUAUUUUCAGACACAAUUCUCGUUCAAGAUCUUUCAACCACUUGCGAAUAACAUGUUUCUCCGUUAAGGUAGGUUUAGAGUUCCCAUGAACGUGAACGCGGACAAACACUUUUUUGUUAAUAAUUCAUAAGUCCAUAUAUAAAACGCGAGGAAAACAUCUUGAAACAAUAAGAUGAAACAUUUGCUAGUUAUAAAACAUGUUUAAACACAAUUCAUAUUGAUAAAAGUGGAUGAACUCAAUAUUUCACAACGAUUCUGAAUUUCCACCGUGGAAUCGAGAUGUUGGUGAACUCACCAUAGUUCACCGACUUCGGUGAACGUGAACGUGAAAAAAGUGGUGAAUAUAGACGUCAAAAUAUUUCCCCGUUCAUGUUCACGUUCGAAUGUCCCAAGGCAUUCUGAAAAUUAUUUCACCGUGAACUUAAAAGGAUAUGUUUAGCAAUUCUCAAGUUUUCAAUGAAAAUUUUGAUAUGGAUGCAAUUUCCUUCAAUCGGAUCUUUGCGCGGGUUGAAAAACUUCGUUGCUUCGGAUUGAUUCGUGAACAAUUGUAUAUUUUAUCCGAAUUACUUUAUUGAAGAUCGAUGUUUAUUUACUUCACGUUUACUGCAGAACUUUCAAUAUGAACGUGAACGUGAACAAAAUCAUUCUAUUCACCACGAUUUUUUUAGUUGUUUGUUCGCAAUGUAGUUCACCGUGAACUGAUCGUACUAUUCCACCACCUGUUCAAGUUCACGUUCACGGGAACUCUAAACCAGGCUUUACAUGGAAUAAAUGUUUGAUACAGAAAAUAUGAUAGAAUAAAGACAGCCCUAAAUCGGACAAUUUCUUUCUUGAGUUUUGCAACACAUUCGGCGAUCCAUU
Messenger RNA from Toxorhynchites rutilus septentrionalis, 3030 nucleotides. Its product is annotated as zinc finger protein ZFP2-like. Lineage: Eukaryota; Metazoa; Arthropoda; Insecta; Diptera; Culicidae. Gene Ontology annotation, molecular function: zinc ion binding; RNA polymerase II transcription regulatory region sequence-specific DNA binding; DNA-binding transcription factor activity, RNA polymerase II-specific. The transcript has 3 exons. Gene Ontology annotation, cellular component: nucleus. Gene Ontology annotation, biological process: regulation of transcription by RNA polymerase II. The record is from RefSeq and is a predicted model, not a curated record. The coding region runs from base 104 to 1948 and encodes 614 amino acids.